Molecule: messenger RNA, 2685 nt
Organism: Fibroporia radiculosa
Lineage: Eukaryota; Fungi; Basidiomycota; Agaricomycetes; Polyporales; Fibroporiaceae
Exons: 4
Coding region: 1-2685 (894 amino acids)
Source: RefSeq, a predicted model, not a curated record
AUGCAGUCACACACGAGUGCCGAGUCUACUCAGCAGAAUGCUGCUGCCGGCCAUCCUGUUCUUUCAAGGCUGAACACUGCCGGCCUUGGAAGUCAGUCGCGGACGAGCGACAACCAUCUCCCCACUCCCCCGCCUUCUGCUAAACUGCCCAUGUCGAUGCCAACGGCAGCAGUCGAUAUGUCAAUGGCAGACAUUCUGCCGCCGGGUGGCUUGGAGCGCCAUCAGCAAACUCAUCCUCCGAUGCAGGCGAUAUUGGAUCCGGGAUAUCCUACGGCGGCGCAGAUCCAGGCUUAUAACCAACAGCAGCAUGCUCGGGCUCAGCAACUACUCCAGCAGCAAAGUCUACAACGGCCCAGCUCGGCGCACGCCUAUCCUCCUCAGCCAUCCGCACAUCCUUCCACCUCCCAAGGCCAGCCCCAUCAACGCCGCGAUCAAGUGCAAGUGCAAGGUCGCCGUGAGAGUCAAUCACGGCUGCCUUCUGCGGCAGGACAGUUUGAUCUCCCGCGCCAUGUCUCCGGCCAUGGCCACAAUUCCACUUCCUUGCAGCAACCAAACCAGGCAAGCGCGCUCCCGCCCACUCGUCUCCCGAUGCUAACCUCUGCUCUUGCCCAGCUUCGAUACAUGCCAUCUCAGCAGCCACUCGCGGGGCCAUCCAACCACUCGCGCCAGGCAUCAUCACAUAGGCCUCAUCACAAUCCCACGCCCAGCUCAGAGACGACUGUCGGCCCUCGACCUCAGCCCCUUCAGCCCCCAGCUCAGCCUCAACUUCAGAAUAACGGGCAAGCUCAAACACAAGUGCAAAGCUUUCCAAACUGGAGCCCGACGCAAUGGGAUACUGGUGCUCAUGCGCGGGGGACAUUUCGUGGUGUCCGCGAAAUCAUGGAGCAGACCAUGGUCCGCGCGGAGGCGACGCUGCACGAAGAGCUUUCAACGAUUAAAGAGCACUAUGGCGCCCGUGAAAAAAAUGCCGUUCGUUUGUUCAAUGGACGCAUAGCUGAGCUUUAUGCUAUGAUCGCCGACAGCCAUGGUCAGCGCGAUGCGGCGCUGCGUGAGCGUGAUAAAGCCCAAAACGAUAGAGCGACUUUACUGGGGGCGUCCUUGAGGUGGAAGCAGGGGUUCAUGAGUUUAUAUGAGAGGGCAAAGCAAAUGAAUGACGAGUGUCUGAGGUUGUGGAACGAUAGGACGCGCUUGAAUGCGGCUUUGGCGAAGCUAGUUGUAGAGGCAAGCGAGCGAGAAACUAAUGGCUCUGUAAACGUGUCUCUGGAGAAGGAACGGAACCUACUGAUCUCAAAUCUCCUGGAGCAGACAAAGCAGGAAGAGCAAAUGAGAAAGUACGAGGAACAGAAGAGGAUAAAGGCGGAGCACGAUCUCGAGCUGAUGAAGGAAUAUUUCAGAAAGAACGUAUCGCAGCAGAGUUCUUCAGCGGAAGGUUCGGAAUCAGGGUCCUGGCAAGAGCUUCCGCAGGCCAUCGCUUCCAUCCUCAAAUCGCCAUCUGCGGGGGCUCAAGCUCAGCAGCCGUUAUCCUCAGAUUCUGAGCGGGUGCAUGCACCUAAAAUUAUGCCUGUCGCUGCUGGUGUUGCUGGUGUGGUGACGCCUCCAAACUCGAGGCUGGGGACUGCUGACCCAGAAGGCGGAAAUAAUCGUGCCCUCUCUUCCCCUUUACCACCGGCAAUGCAAGACGUCAUUGAUCUCACGCUCGAGGGAUCCGAUGAGGAGCGUGAUGAUAAUCUAUCACGAGUGGUCGCGGAUGCGCAUGAAGUGGGGAAGAAGCGUGAGCGAACUUCAUCAGAGGCAAGCAUUGCAGAAAUGGUCUUUUCAGCAAAGAGGAGACGGAUAGCAGAGGAUGCGGAUUUCAGCACAAGUGCGGAUCCGGUGGCUUUCUUUUCGGAGAGAUGGGCGAGUCUCGAGCGGGACAUUGCAAAGAUGCUUGGACCUAUCUCGUGGCAGCCGCCUUCGCAGGUGAUCGCUGAAAGGAUUAAUAUUUCCACUCCUGCCCCUGCUCCUGCCCCUAUUGUGAAUCCCUUUUCGAAUGUAGCAGGAAGGUCAGGACAGGAAAAUGCGGAGCCCCCCUUACGGACGCAGCCCGAUGCGGAGGCAGAAAUAGCUGAGCGGGAUAUGGUGAUAGACUUGCAGUUGGAAUACGAUGACGACGAAGGCGCAGGGGAGGACGAGGAGCGCAAACCGGAUGCCGGUCAGCUAAAACAAGAAGAAUCCGACGAACUCAUCAAAGAAGAGGAGGACGUCAAGCCAGACGUGGCUGUGGCUUCUCCCGCUGCUGACUUUGCUCCCCUUCCAAAUGCAGGGAAAGCCGGAAAAACUGAAACCGCACAAGAGGCAGAGGAUAAUGUUAAUAUGGGUGACGACACUCUGCUCGCCGACGAUCAGCAACUAUCAGGGUCGAGCUCGAGUUCGAGCACGAUUCCGUCGCCAAGAAAACAAUUGAGCAUAUCUCAUAUCGACCUCGCCUACCGGAGGACAGCUGAUAAUAUGCUCGUUUGCAGGAUGUGCAGGCACGUACCCUCAAGGCAAAAACUUGUCGAUACUUUUCCUGUUACUAUAUACAAGGCAGAUGCUUCGUGGCAGGAAAUCGUUAGCCACGUCGAGAGCGAACAUCCGCCGGGAUUUGAGUUGCUCGUCAACAUGACUCCAGAAGAAAUUGCAGAAAUGAAGUUGACUCUCGACUAA